GGAGAAACCAUGCUGUGUUGAAUGAAGCCUGGAACAGGGAUUCAGCAUAUGUCACUGUGGUGAUCUUCCUGGACCAGGCUUACAACAAGUUACCAGGACAGAAGAGGAUUCCACAUUCAGCACUGUUGACAGCUGCUUUUGAUGUAGAAGGUUGCACUCUCCGCGCCCCUGGCUUCUUGCAGGGAGCCCCACCUUUGUGCACCCCUGCUGUGGACCCUGAGUCGGCACCAUGGAUAGAAGUCUGAGGAACGUCCUGGUGGUGUCCUUUGGAUUCCUGCUCCUCUUCACAGCCUACGGAGGUCUGCAGAACCUGCAGAGCAGCCUCUACAGCGAGGAGGGCCUGGGGGUAGCGGCGCUCAGCACACUCUACGGCAGUGUCCUCCUGUCCUCCAUGCUCCUCCCGCCCAUCCUCAUCAGGAGAUUUGGCUGCAAGUGGACCAUUGUCGGCUCCAUGUGCUGCUACGUGACCUUCUCCCUGGGCAACUUCCACGCCAGCUGGUACACCCUGAUCCCCACCUCCAUAUUGCUGGGGCUAGGGGCUGCCCCCCUGUGGUCAGCGCAGAGCACCUACCUCACGGUCAUGGGGAAUGCACACGCACAGGAAGUGAGCAAGCUCGGCAGGGACGUGGUGAACCAGUACUUUGGCAUCUUCUUUCUCAUAUUCCAGUCCUCUGGGGUGUGGGGCAACUUGAUCUCCUCUCUGGUGUUGGGCCAGACUCCCACUCAAGAGGCCAAACCAGAGGAGAAUUUCGAGUACUGUGGGGCCAAGGACUGCCUGCUGGUCACACUGCCCACCAACAGCACCCACCGCCCCUCCCAGGAGCUGAUCUACACAUUGCUGGGCAUCUAUACUGCGAGUGGUGUCCUGGCAAUCCUGCUGAUAGCCGUGUGUCUGGAAGCCAGAGAGGACAGCGCGUCCCAGGGCGAGGCUGAGACGAAAGCCCCACCCUUCCUGCUCACCUUACUGUCGACCUUCAGGCUCUUUAGGGACAAGCGUCUGUGCCUCUUGGUCCUGCUGCCGACCUACAGUGGACUGCAGCAGGGAUUCCUCUCCGGCGAAUACACCAGGUCCUUCGCCACCUGCGUCCUGGGCAUCCAUUUUGUUGGCUACGUGAUGAUCUGCUUCUCUGCAGCCUCUGCGCUCUGCUCCCUGCUGUUUGGGAAGCUCUCCCAGUACACAGGCAGGAGAGCCAUCUACGUGCUGGGUGCAGCGACCCACCUCUCCUGCAUCCUGGCCCUCCUGCUGUGGCGUCCACGCUCCUCCCAGAUGGCAGUGUUCUUCCUGAUCCCUGGCCUGUGGGGCGUGGGGGAUGCUGUCUGGCAGACGCAGAACAACGCUCUUUACGGCAUUCUCUUUGAGAAGAACAAGGAAGCUGCGUUUGCCAACUACCGCCUGUGGGAGGCCCUGGGGUUCGUCAUGGCCUUUGGCUACAGCUCCUUUCUCUGCGUCAGCGUCAAGCUCUACAUUCUCCUGGGAGUCCUGGUUCUGGCCAUGGUCACCUAUGGGACUGUUGAGUACCUGGAGUCCAGGAGCCCGGUCAACACCCUUCCCCCCAGACAGACCAGCCAAGCUGUGGAAGGAGAGAUGGGGACAGCAGCAGGCCACUGUGAAGGACUUCCAUCGCCCGAGUCCAGAGGGGCGCGACGGGCAGCUGAUGCAGGGUGGGAGGCCUCCUGCGUCCCACUGAGGUGACUCCACAUUCACGUAGCAACACUAGGACGCGCCUCCUGUCCUGAUGCGCGUCCCCCAGAGGCUCUCGUGUCACCAGGAAAGUGACCGGGCAAGCUCUGGACCGUGGGAGUCAUCGGAGUGCUUCCGAAGGGGCAGUGACAGAGGACUCGCCCUGACAGAGCGGGCACACGGUGCCGUCGUGCCGUCCCGGGUGCACCGUCCUGUGUCUCCUCCUUCCGGCCCUGGUGGGUGCUGUCCACAGAUCUUUCUCUGCACUGUCCCUGGUCCUGGUGGCCCCGUGCCCUUCCCUCUGCCCUCUGGAGUCUGUGCUGCGGGCUCUGCGCGGACCUCCGUGCAGACUGCUCACGUCGGCGUCACACCCUGUUGGCAUGAGCAGGGGACCUCGGCUUCCCAGGGUCCGGUGGCCGUCCAGCAGCUGCCUCAGUCGCAAGGGAGAAGGGGCACCAGCAAUUCCAAGAACUUAACGCACUUCCUCCACAGGACCCUGCCUCCCUGGUCCACUGCCCCUGCUCCCGAGCCCUGUGACAGGGGUCGGCCUCUGUCUGCAGGUGACACAGGAGCAGAUGCUGGUGUGGACCUUCCUUCUCCAGCCAGCGUGGCCAAGAGGGCACAGGCAAAUAAACAAGCCCGCACCUGCCACGCUGCUGUCUCGUGGCCUCUGAAGUGUCUCUUUGCCCCAAGCUGAGCUUGGCAUCCUGCCCACCUGCGGAGUUCCCCUGGUCCCCACGUGCGUGAC
Messenger RNA from Sciurus carolinensis (gray squirrel), 2429 nucleotides. RefSeq names its product unc-93 homolog A (gene Unc93a). Bases 230 to 1693 code for a protein of 487 amino acids. The transcript has 10 exons. The record is from RefSeq and is a predicted model, not a curated record. Lineage: Eukaryota; Metazoa; Chordata; Mammalia; Rodentia; Sciuridae.